Prunus armeniaca (apricot) is the source of this 1185-nucleotide messenger RNA. The record is from the annotation of a GenBank genome assembly. Lineage: Eukaryota; Viridiplantae; Streptophyta; Magnoliopsida; Rosales; Rosaceae.
AUGGGAAUUCCGGAGGGGCUGGUGGCGGAUGACACUGAAACCAAUAGUAGGUCUCUAUAUAUAUGUACCUACGAGUCCAAAACCGGUCAUGCUCAUUACGAUAUCCGCGCCAUCAGAUUGAGCGAUUUAUUAUCCACAUUCAAAUCCAAAUCCAAGAUAGACUUGCUGCGAAAAUUGGCUUCUGUGGAGGGCAAGGAUGUUCCUUACUUGAUGGGUUGCGGUUUAUUGGGCUCCCAUAUUGUUCUUGCCGGCGGCCUGGAACCGCGGGACCCGAAGCAGAAGACGGGGCUUCGAUACGGAUCAUAUGGGAGCAAACAAAUUUAUAUGUUUGAGACAGAUGAUGAUGGGAAAAGAAAGGAGAAAGGGGACUGCUGCUAUGGUGAACCUCAUCAAGGGAAACCUGAACCAUUGGUGGUUGAGGUUGGUGGGAAGCUCUAUGUUCUCUCUGGUGGUCCGCGAUGUUUCUCUAGAAGUCCGGUUUUUGAGGAGUUCAACUCGGGGACUUGGACCACUCUGCCGGACCCUCCAUAUAUACGGCCUUGUCCUCGUGCAUUUCGUUACUUCUCUUACGCGAUUGUGGGCACCAAGAUCAUGGUCUCCACACCAAUAACUCCAGCUUUUUGCUUCGACGUCGCCGCCCCGAAUCCCCGCCAAUGGUGGGUGUGCUCUGCUGAGCCUUUUCCCUUCCUAGGCCUUGCUUUAGUGGUGGACUUGGAGGAGGAAGGUAGUGACCUUAAAUGUAAUAAGAUAAUGUUUGGCUAUGAACGCAUCCCAGGAUAUGGACAUGGUUAUGAUGUAGUAGCCUACGCCAUGUUCCACGAUGAUGAAAAUGGCUAUUGUUAUUAUCAUCGCAUCCAACCUCUACAUCUGCUGACAGAGUUCCAUGCAUUACUUGGUAGAUCACAUGACACGUUUAGAUUCGUCCAUCUAGGAGGUCGAAAAGUCUGCUUUGUUAUUGCCAGUUUCAUCCCAGGCUUGGAAGCUGAUGAUGAUCAUCCUAUUCCUACGACGGAGAAGAUGAAUCUCGUUGUCGUGACAUUCGAAUUUUCCAUUUCCGAGAAUAAUGAUGGUUCAACAAGAUCCUUCUCAGCCAAAACCUUGGGUUCUUGCGUCUUUCCUUUCGAUUGGGCUUCAGAAUCUGGUCGCACCUUCGAUGGAAAACUGCUUGGUUGCUUUGUGCGCUAA